AUGGCGGCGACGCGGCUGGAGCUGAACCUCAUGCGGCUGCUGAGCCGGUGCGAGGCGCUGGCGGCGGAGCGACGAGACCCCGAGGAAUGGCGGCUGGAGAAGUAUGUGGCUGCUCUGGAAGACAUGCUCCAAGAGCUGAAGAAGCAGUCGAGCAAGCCAGCCCCAGAACUGAUGAAUGAAUACUCUCGCAAAGUGGACUUCCUGAAGGGACUUUUAGAUGCUGAAAAAUUGUCUUCAUCAACUGAAAAGGCUCUGGCAAGUCAGUUCUUGGCCCCUGGCCGUACCCCCACAACAGCCAAAGAAAGGACCCCAGCAACUAAAAGGGUUCACCUCCAGACAAAGGCUCGAUGCACAGGCAAGAUGAGGAGUGAGCUGCUUGGCACAGACCCCUUGGCUGUCAAUGAUUUUGAGGAGUUCACUAUGAGGAAGCGGAAAGGCCUCGCAUCUGAUGAGAAGCAGUCAGCGGUGGAGCUGGAUGCUGUGUUGCAGCACCACCAGGACAUGCAGGAGAAGUUAGCUGAAGAAAUGCUAAGUCUGGCUCGCAGCCUCAAAAACAACACUCUGGCUGCACAGAAUGUGAUCAAGCAAGACAACCAGACACUGUCACAUUCCCUCUGGAUGGCAGACCAGAACUUUGAGAAGCUCAAGGAUGAGUCUGAUCGCCUGGAGCAGCACGCCAAGAAGUCGGUCAACUGGCUGCUCUGGAUCAUGCUGAUUGUGGUUUGUUUCAUAUUUAUCAGCAUGAUUCUCUUCAUCAGGAUUUUCCCCAAACUGAAAUGAUUCUUUUCUUCAUUUAAAACUGCUAAAAGUGCAGCUCCUAAGCUGAGCUGGUGCAAGAACUCCCAAAGUCAGUUUCUUCACCACCUCUCAUGUCCCUGAAGAGGCUGUCCAUGACCUACCUUGCAUCUCUCUUGUUCAGUCACUGGAUUCAGUGAGGAGUUCCACGAAGGAGGUUUUCUGCACUUGGCUACUUGCUUAGUGAAUGUCGUUGCCCAUUGAGGGAGAACUGGGAUCCAGGUGGCACCUGCUCACAAGUUCCAUAGGGGCUAGAGACAGUCUUGGUUUUACUGUAGCAAAUGUUAGUAUCUCUAAAAGGCAUUUGCUGAUGGGCAGCAGAUGAACCCCAGCUGUUCUCUGGCCUUUUCUGAUGCUGUAGGACCACUGGAUGGGGCCUUGGGACCUGCCUGCUGAUGCCAUAGCAGCCCUGGGCCAGAGGACAGUAGGGGAAGAGCUGCUUGUGAAACCUAACUCUGAGUGCACUCCAUGGGGCAGCCUCUGCCUCAGAGCUGUUCCUUGCUACAGAAUGAGAAAGAAGGGAUUUUGACAUUUCUUACCUGAAGGGUUUUUGAUCGUUCAGCCCAAGGGUUGCAGGUUGGUUUGUCACUGGUUCACCCAAGGAGUGACACCACAAAGGAAGCUUUGCUAGCUCAUGGCCUGUGCUCCUUCUGUUCAAGCAAACUCUGCUGAAAUGUGCAGUUGCAGCAAUCCAGGUUUGGACAUCUCUGCUUUUCCCCAAACUUUUUCUUCAGCUGCAGUACUUGCUUUUUCCUUGGGCAUCAUUGGUGCCUGGAUGUCACCAAAUGAUUUUUGAGUUCUAAUUGCUUACUCGUUUCCCUGCAGCUAUUUCAGUUCUGAGCUCUUUUCUUAGAGCAGAGGCUGGAUGUGGUGCUGGAAUGUUUUGUGUGCAAGCCAUGCUGGGAUGAUACAACACAAAUGCUUCAGCUUCUGUAACAUUUUCUCCUUUAUUA
Indicator indicator is the source of this 1748-nucleotide messenger RNA. It is a transcript of the gene USE1, whose product is annotated as unconventional SNARE in the ER 1. Bases 1 to 780 code for a protein of 259 amino acids. Gene Ontology annotation, molecular function: SNAP receptor activity. The transcript has 8 exons. NCBI's taxonomy places the organism in Eukaryota, Metazoa, Chordata, Aves, Piciformes, Indicatoridae. Gene Ontology annotation, biological process: retrograde vesicle-mediated transport, Golgi to endoplasmic reticulum. Gene Ontology annotation, cellular component: SNARE complex; endoplasmic reticulum. The record is from RefSeq and is a predicted model, not a curated record.